Messenger RNA from Pygocentrus nattereri (red-bellied piranha), 5434 nucleotides. RefSeq names its product synaptopodin 2b (gene synpo2b). The record is from RefSeq and is a predicted model, not a curated record. NCBI's taxonomy places the organism in Eukaryota, Metazoa, Chordata, Actinopteri, Characiformes, Serrasalmidae. Gene Ontology annotation, biological process: positive regulation of actin filament bundle assembly. Gene Ontology annotation, cellular component: Z disc; nucleus; actin cytoskeleton. Gene Ontology annotation, molecular function: actin binding. Bases 382 to 3435 code for a protein of 1017 amino acids. The transcript has 3 exons.
ACAUAGUGCAGCUUUAAUAGCGUCUUAUGCAUCAUAUUCCCCACUGAGCGACGAAACGGUGAUGGUUAAUUUGCAUAGGUUUCAAAACAAAAUGUUCUUUGAUUUGUGAAAGAUUUGCAGUUUUGGAGAACGGUGGUCCAUAACCCAAUGCCCCUCCUCCUUUUCUUUCUCCCACCCAUCCUCUCGCCUCAUGUUCGGUGGAGGGCUGUUCUCUAGCUUUUGCUUAUCGUUCUCAGGAGAGUUUACUGACACUUUGAUAAGCUCUCUGUUUGAUAGGAUGAGAGCAGUGUAAUCCGCAGUGCAUCGGAUAGCACAACAGUUUUCUACACUGCCAAAGGAGGUCUCCAAAACCUCUCAGGUCAGAGCACGCUGUCCCACUAAAUGGAUCCUGCCAUAGAUGACCCAGGCAGAUUCAGCCCCCUGGAUGAUCCAGAGGCCUGGUCUGGCUCUGAUGACCCCGAGGGUCCUUAUUGCUCCCAAGAUGAGGCUUACUAUGGGGAGACAGAGAGUGAUCCAGAGCCACAAAGUGAGCAGGAAUCAUCUAAUGCUCUGGAUCAUCUCCUUGAUCCUAAGCCUGAGAACCCUGAAUCCUCCUUCUCUGACUACUCCCAGGAGGAUGAUGCCCCGGGUUUGCUUUGCCAAAGUCCAGAUCCCUGCCUUGACACUCUUUCUGAUGCACAAAAUGACAACCCUCCAGAAGACCAGGACCCAAAAAACCUUGAUAGUAGCCCACUCUCCAUUUCAAACUAUAGUGCCCACAAUCAAGAAGACCACCAGCCUUCUGCUUCUGGGUCUUCUUCCCCUGACCAGGCUAUAACCCUACCACAACCCAGGAAGCAGUUGGCUCAGGAAAGUUUGGAUUCCCUGGAGUCAGAAGAGGAGGAAAAGCAGAGUAGAGGAGGAGGAGGAAAAGGAGGAGGGAAAGAGGCAGCACCUCCUGCGUUGUAUGUCACUGAUGGAAUUCAAGCCCACGGUGCUGAGCAGGCAGUGCAGUGGGGCGCUGCUUCCCUCACUGAAACCACCAAAGCUAGCAGACAGCGGACAAGACACGAAUGCCUAAGAAGGAGUGAGGGGCAGUCCGAGAAGCAUCUGAAAGAGGCUAAAUCUAAAUGCAAACGCAUCGCCCAGCUCUUGACUGCUGCUCCAAACCCUGAAAGUAAGGGUGUGUUGAUGUUCAAGAAGCGCCGGCAAAGGGCCAGAAAAUUCACGCUAGUGAGCUACGGUACACGAAAGCCAGAGGACGACAGUUUUGAAGACGAGUACGGGUUUGAAGACGACAACAUAGGCAAAGACUUCAGGUUUUCCCUUCCGGCAACAAGUGAAUCUGAAUUUGACGAAGAUUUUUGUUUUAAUGUUCAGGGCCAAGGUGCUGCUUUGAACGUGUUUUACAACUACGAACCACAAGAAGAGAGAACAUUAACAAAUUAUAACUGGGAAAAGAUGGAGCAACUUCCACACACAAAAGGCAAAGGGGUCUUGAUGUUUGCCCAGCGGCGUCAAAGGAUUGAUGAAAUUACUGCACAGCAUGAGGAGAUGAGGCAAAAGGGCAUACCAGUGGAAGCAUUUGUGGAAUCUGAGACUGUUGCACCUUCCAUGCCUACCCUUCGAGAGGAAAAUGUUCCAGUCCAUCAGGAUGUACAUGUCAAGCAGCAACCACAGUAUCAGGAACAGCAAUAUCAGCAACAGAUGUAUCAGCAGCCAAACACUGGUGUAAAUGGUCUUGAUCCCUACCAGGUUUCUUCCAUGUCCAAAUCCCUUGUGUCCAACAGAACCGCCAAGCCAUUUGGUGGUCUAAAUCAUGCCCCAAUACCUUAUUCACCUGUUAGAGGUGUCCCAAACCCAACACCAAAGAAAUCUGAAAACAUCUUCAAAGUUCCCAUUCCAGUGAACACAAGCCCUCAGGUGUGGUCACCCACAGGUGAUAUCAUUGCAUCUCGUGAUGAACGUAUUGCAGUACCAGCUAUCAAGACUGGAAUUCUGCCAGAGGCAAAAAGAAGAGCAAAUAAAGCAGAUUCCAGACAUGUUCCUCCAGAAGAAGACUAUCUCAGUCUUGGUGCGGAAGCCUGCAAUUUCAUGCAAGCUCCAACAGUCAGGCAAAAACAUCCUCCACCAGUUCUUCCUAAGCCUGCCAUCAAUCCAGCUUGCCCACCAUGGUCUGCAGAGGGUCAUGCCCCUCGCAGUCCUCUUCCAGCCUCAAGUCCUGUUCCUGCUCAGCAAAACUGGGCUCCACCUCAACCUCAGCCAGCUACCAAACCCUGGGCUCCAUCACCAACUCAGCCACUGCCACAGCAACAUAUGCCUGCUUGGGUACCACACAACCCAUCAGCUUCAUAUCAGGCUGCAUGGGCUUCAGAACCACAGCAGGCGCCAGUGAGUAUCAAAACCCCAACUACACCUCAUGCAGCUCCUUCACAGUCAAGGACUCCAUGGACUAAGCCACAAAUUGAUGCCAACUCUGUGGCUUCCUGCCCACCCCAACAAGGGAGCUCUUACUUCCAUGCAUCCAAGGCUCCACCAGCUUCUCCAAGGGGGCAUGCCUCAGAAACAGGUCUCUCUGAUGGGCCAACCCUUAAGGGCAAAGGUGCAGAACUUUUUGCCAGGAGACAGUCCCGUAUGGAGAAGUUUGUGGUAGAUGCCAAAACAGUGCAGGCCAACAGAGCCAACAGACCCCCCUCACCCACACUCUCCAUGCCAAGCACCUGGAAAUAUUCUCCAAAUAUCCGGGCUCCUCCUCCAGUGUCCUACAAUCCCAUCGUAUCCCCUUUUUACCCUCUUGCAGCACAGAAGCAACCCACCUCUGUAACUAGCCCUAAACCCCAAGCAAACAAAGAGAAACCCAAGCCACCACCCAAACAUCUCAGUGUUGUGGAUGUCAUGAAGCAUCAGCCAUACCAGCUGGAUACCUCACUCUUCACCUACAGCUCCUUCCCAGAAGUGAAGGGUGCAAGCCCUAAAACAUCCCCUGUCCCCCCUCCAGAGUCCAAGCAAACCUUUGCCCAAACCCCUAGCCAUUUGCAACCCCCUUCUUCUGGUCAUUUUCUGUCUCCUACCCUGUCCCCUUCCCCUGUCCCAACUUCUGGAAGUGCCCAGUCAUUUAAACAAGGUGCUCCUGUCAAACCUAGCGGACCGGUGAGUGUUUCAUAUCCCUUUAUCCGUCAGCCUGCUUCAGCUGAGGCUGCUCCUGCUACACAGCCCUCACAUGGGAAAGUACCUGCAACACCUGCCAUGCACGAUGGCCCAAGCAAAGUCUCCUCUAGCACCUCUGCUCCUCUCUUUAGCAAUGCUGGAAAUGUCUCUUUGUCCCCUUCCUCUUUCUCACUAAAUAAUGAAGCUGUCUCAAGAUAUUCUUUGCCAAUAGCUCCUAGGCCUAGGUUUUCUGCAAAAAAGUCAGCUGUUGGUGGCAAGCAGUGGAAACCAGUGGUAAUGCAACACUAAGCAAAUCGAGUUUCACGUUGUUAAUCAACAUAUACUAAGUUCAAAAGUCAACUGAGCUAGUUGGAGAAAUUGCAAAUAGCACAGAACCUUCUUAAACAAAGACUGGAUUUCUCAAAAUGAUUUAUAAUUUCAGAAUUUAACUAUAUUUGAAAUAUGUAUUACUGGUGAAUGGAGUCAUUAUUAUGUACUCCAUUUACCAGCAAAGCGUGCAGAUGUUGUGUUGUCCCAGUGUGGACAUUUUUAAAGUGUUUGUUUAUCGUCUAAAUAAUUCGACAUGCUGCCACUGAUUUGUGCUAGAUUUUCAGCAAUGGGAAUGCUAAGUUGAGUUUGGUAUGUAAGAUGUGUCAAUGAGACAAUUUGAAGAAAGAGAGAUGAAUAUUCAUUGGAGAAACAUAUUUGAAUUACUAACACUAAUCAGACUUCGGCUUGUAAAUAUGUCAUAUUUAUUAUAACAGAGAAAUGUCUCUCAGUGAUCUCAGGAAAACCAGCUAUAUUUGGUUUCUACUUAUCAUAUCUUAAAUUUGUUUACCUUUGGGAGGAUUCUACCAUGAAUACAGAAAGUUACAUUUGUAUGUUCAACAAAGUAUGUCAAGUGGGCCUCAGGGGGUCAAGAAAGAAUGCAAGGGUGAUCCAUGUCAGCCAUUUCGCCUGGCUAAAAAAGGAGUGGUGGCAAAACAUAAAUGGAGUGUUUGGCUUUUAUCAUAUGUUAAGAAUUUGGUCUUUAGCCACUAUUUCAGGGAGUAUAAAAAGAUAUGUUGUUCACUACUAGGAGCCUAUUGAAAUCUAAUUUUAUGCCAGUCUAGCUGCUGAUGGUGAGUGCAAACCUCUGAAGUGCGACCGACUGCUGCAUGGCAGUCCAUUAUUCCUGAUUUAGUAGACUUGCUCAUUGGGUAUUUUGGAUUAUUUGGUCCAUGCUCCACCCACAAAUGUGUUAUUUCAUAGCAGCUGUUGUAAGAUGAAUACUGGCAAAAGUCACAUUCAACCUAAUGAUAAACUAAUAGUGCAGGUUAUUGAGAAAACACUUUAGAGUACAAUUUAAAGUGUGUUAACUGCAAAAUAAUUUUUUUGAUGACAUCUUAAAGAUUACACUAAAGACUGGAUGUCAUUUUUUGUUGUAUAAUUGAGGCAAUGUUAGCAUUGUGGUGCAUUCAACAUUGCUGUUUCCCCACUGCGUAGGUGUGAUCAGAUACAACAACAUAGUCCAGUUUCGGUGCCAUAACAGCUAGAAGCUCAACCUUGUAUAUCAAUUCUAAACAAAAAUUUGAUUUCUCACUCAUUUUAAUGCUGGUUUUAAUGUUGGUUUUUAAGUCACAUAUCCACAUGGCCUACCUACUUCCCCUCAGAGGGAAAUCCCUGAUGCCAUCUUAAGGGACUGUUCCAUUACGUUUUUAGCUCUUGUGAAGUUGGAGUGGUGAGGGCUUUCGUGAACAUGACUUCAGCAGCAGAACUUGCGUAAGGACACGUCUUUACUGUGCUAGCUUCAAAGCCUCAGUUCAAAGCUACGUGGCUAUUAAGAACAAAAAGAAAGUCAAUAAAACUCAAGUUUGUGUGGCUAGCUGACUGAGGCUGACCUAGCCUAGGGCAAUUAUAUUACAAUGGAAAAGUCCUCUCCUGUUGUCCCCUCUUCCUCUUGUACUGCAAUGUCAUUUCCAUUCUGUGUCAUGACAACAACAACGGUUGCAGCAAAUGAACUCAUUGGUGAGUGGAGCAUAGAAGCUUUUUCUGUAUUCUGUCUUCUAAACUUUGGCUUAUUUUUGUUUUCUCCUUAUUGUGAAUUUGUAUGUGUUAUAGUUUUGUUGUAGAAAUUAUCCCUGCUGAGCAGACAGUGCUAUUUUAUACAGGGAAAAGGGCAUAUAACAUAACGGACAGUACAAUUGUAAUUAUUUAAACAAGUCAACGUUUAUAUUGCUUCCCGUUUGAUCUGCUCUUUUCUUGUUUUCCCUAAAGAUUGCACUUCCUGGACUCUCUCUUUAAUUAUUAAAUGUUUCCUUCAACUCUC